Molecule: messenger RNA, 522 nt
Organism: Rotaria sp. Silwood2
Lineage: Eukaryota; Metazoa; Rotifera; Eurotatoria; Philodinida; Philodinidae
Source: the annotation of a GenBank genome assembly
AUGGGAUUACUUGGUCUCGUGUUAUUGAUCGUAUCAUUUGCUUUACCGAAAUGCUAUGGUAGUAUAGAGUCAUGUCCAAAGACUGGCAUAGCCUUCCUCGUAGCUGGUUCAACUUUGUUUAGCGGAAGUGUUUUCAUGGCGCUUAUUAUUGGUGGUUGUGCUUACUCCAAGCUUAAGAAACAGUUUAGUGAUUUGAACGAUAUUGAAAGUCGAGAACAACCAAUCAUCUGGCGAUUAGAUAGCGUAGAAUGGAUACGCUAUUUAAACUAUAUUCAUGGUCCCAAUCAACAAUGGACUGAAGUGGCACCCGUAUCAUCUUUCUGUUGUCGACGUGCAUCCUAUAAUCGAUUGAUCGAUCGUCAAUACGGCCACAUUGUCUUGUAUAAAAAUGGUUUAAUAAUUGAUGAAUUGCAUUUUAUUUCAUUUCGACAAUACUCAUUGCAAGGUGUACAAUUACUUCAUGUUGAUCAACAGGGAUACAUAUUAGGUUUUAGGAUCCAUACCUAUUUAAAAAGCAAGUGA